AUGACGCCUCCAACAGUCUGUUUCUUUGCCGCACAUGCUGCUGCCACAGCGGCCAGACGAAGCUGUCGCACUGUCUACUUCCCCGCCUCGACCUCGUCCCGUUCUCCCGCCCGCCUUUGCCCCCUGGCCUCCCCCUGGCUGGUCCGGGGCUAUGCGACGCAGCAUCAAGGGACAUCUUCCUCCUCGUCCGCAUCAUCCAAGGCUUCAUCGGCCGCCCGGCGCAGGGCUGUCACGCCUUUCAACGACGAUGGCCGCGUACCCUGGUCUGAUCUGUCGAUGGGGGAAAAGACGGGUCGUGCUGCACAGCAGACAGUCAACUUUGGACUGGUCAUUGUUGGUGUUGUCUUGACGAGUGGUGUCGUCUACUUUCUCUACACCGAGGUGUUCUCGCCUGACAGCAAGGUCUCCACAUUCAACCGGGCAGUAACCCGCAUCCGCUCCGACCACCGAUGUACCGUAGUUCUCGGCGACGGCGAGACCAUUGCUGCAUAUGGUCAGCAGACAUGGAACAAAUGGCAGCGGGCGCGUCCGAUCGCGUCUACCAUGCAAGCAGAUUCACAGGGAACGGAGCACAUUGUCAUGAAUUUCAAUGUGGAAGGCUCGCGGACCAAGGGCGUGGCCUAUCUCCACAUGGUGAAACCACGUGGGCGGGAUGAGUUCGUAUAUCGCUACUUCUAUGUCGAUGUCCCAGGACAUGACAGGAUCUACCUUGAGAGCUCCCAGGGGCAUGAACAUACAGGAGACGGCAAAACGACUCUAUUUGGCAUAAAGUGGUCAUGA
Molecule: messenger RNA, 780 nt
Organism: Grosmannia clavigera kw1407
Lineage: Eukaryota; Fungi; Ascomycota; Sordariomycetes; Ophiostomatales; Ophiostomataceae
Product: import inner membrane translocase subunit tim-mitochondrial
Exons: 3
Coding region: 1-780 (259 amino acids)
Biological process (GO): protein import into mitochondrial matrix
Cellular component (GO): TIM23 mitochondrial import inner membrane translocase complex
Source: RefSeq, a predicted model, not a curated record